UAAGAGAGGAAGUGAGAGAAAAGAGGGUCCAAAAGGGAGGAGAGAGAAAAGAAACCAGGCGGAGACAUGGGUAAGGUAUCAACCACAGAAGUGAAGACGAAGACGAAGACGAAGAAGAAGAAAGGACGCCCAUCUCUCUUAGAUCUCCAAAAACGCGCUCUUCAACAAGACAAUUUACAUCGCCAAACCCUAAUUUCUUCUAAACCUAAUUUCAACACACCCACCCAUCGAUCCGCUACCCGGAACCCCAAUUCCGAUGAAAUUGACGCUGGUAGAACCGGAGGAGAUGAUGAUGAUGAUGAUGAUGAUGACGACGAGCGGAAGGAGAAGAAGGUCAAGCUCGUUGGUCGUUUCCUCCCUUCUUCUAAUCAUCAACAUUGCAUCAAUUCUCUUUCCCACAAUUCGGCCUCAGUUGGCCAUGAAUCGAGCGCUGAUGAAGACAAUCAUGAAAUGUCUAUUAAGAAACAGAAGAUCAAUGCCGGGGGAGGCAGAUCUAGAACCCUUCACGCGUCUGCUCAGGAUAAAAAGUUCCAGAAAGCGACUGUUGCUGUACAUGGGAAUUCGUUGAAUCCAGGCCCCACAACACCUUUACCAGACAAAAAGUUGUUGAUUUUCAUUAUUGACAGACUUCGAAAGAAGGACACAUAUGGGGUCUUCUCUGAGCCUGUUGAUCCAAAUGAGCUGCCCGACUACCAUGAGAUCAUAGAAAACCCCAUGGAUUUUGGGACUCUGAGAAAUAAACUUGAGGAUGGGAUCUAUACCAAGUUUGAAGAAUUUGAGGCCGAUGUUUUCCUGAUAUGUGCAAAUGCAAUGCAAUAUAAUGCUUCCGACACUGUCUAUUUUCGGCAGGCAAAGACCAUACAAGAGCUGGCAAAACGUGAUUUUGAUAAUUUGAAAGAAGUUAAUGAAGAAGGCGAACCACAGCCAAAAGUUGUUAGAAGAGGCAGGCCUCCCACCAAGAAUUUGAAGAAGGAAUUUUCCAGUCCUCCAUCACUUGCACGUUGUGGUCCUGAAUCUUCAUCCGAUGCCACUCCUAAUACAGGAGGUGAGAAUCAGAAUGCCUCGGGCUCAAACAACUACAAUCUAAGAAAAGGGCCGAUGUCAUACAAAUUCCGCCCUAAUGAUGUAUAUGUGGGACCUUCUCAUCUAUCUGGAGGCAAUGAGGUCUAUCAUGAUUGGGCUUCAGAUUGGAAUACCGAAUUUCCAGCUUCUGUUUUGAAGGCUGAGGCAAAACAUGUAAAGAAAACGUUUAUGCUAGAUGAGAACAAGCGUUCCACAUAUAAGCUCUCUCAAGCAUCAACUCUAGGCGAUGAUCCAUAUAUGUUGACUUCCCUCAAUGGGCAAACCAAUCGUUUAAUGGGGGUAGGUGUACAUGUGGAGCAUGGAUAUUCAAGAAGUCUUGCUCGUUUCGCAGCAAACCUUGGGCCGUUGGCUUGGAAAAUAGCUUCUAAGAAAAUCGAGAGUGUUUUACCUUCCGGCGUGAAGUUUGGACCUGGAUGGGUAGGUGAAAAAGAGGAAUCUUCACAACAGACACCACCUAUCUUAUCGGAGCAGCAAAAAUCUCCAAUCAAUUCACUUUUCGACGCCCAACCGCAUUUAGCCAUACCCAAUUCAGGCCUGAAUACCAAUGAAUUAAGUUACGGAGGAGAAUUCAUCCAUCAGCAAGAGAAACCUUCCGACUGUAAUGGUCAUAAUCCAUCUUCUUUUCAGAAGUAUCAGCAGAAUUCUAUUGAGCGACAAUAUUCACUUCCAGUUGCUGCUCCAGAUCUAAAUACCGGAUCUUCUUCUUCUUCUAAGCAGCAACCAGAUCUAGCAUUGCAACUGUGAGUUCUUGAUCUCUAAUAUUAAUUUUUUGUAUGGUUUGUUGAUUAUAAUGUAGAGGUGGGAUAUAGGAAGGAAUGGGGUAGGAUUUGAAUUAUUGCAUUAGUGAGAUUGAAUUGGGUUGGUUGGUUUAACUGCUAGAAGAUUUAAACCUAGAGUGGUGUAUAGAUUAAUUAUACAAAAAACUUGUGUUUUUUUUUCUUUAGUUAGAACUUAGAAACCACCCUCUAGGAUGAUGAUUUGGUGAUUAUUGAUUUCUGGUGUUAUUGUGAUUUGACAAAGCAGCAACUAUACAUAUACAUGUACCAGUUUUUAUAGAUUAUGAUUUUAUUUAUAUAUAUACA
This is a messenger RNA of Impatiens glandulifera, 2165 nucleotides long. RefSeq lists its product as uncharacterized. The coding region runs from base 67 to 1827 and encodes 586 amino acids. Lineage: Eukaryota; Viridiplantae; Streptophyta; Magnoliopsida; Ericales; Balsaminaceae. Gene Ontology annotation, molecular function: protein binding. The record is from RefSeq and is a predicted model, not a curated record. The transcript is spliced from 9 exons.